This is a messenger RNA of Colletotrichum godetiae, 4407 nucleotides long. RefSeq names its product ABC transporter. Lineage: Eukaryota; Fungi; Ascomycota; Sordariomycetes; Glomerellales; Glomerellaceae. The transcript has 15 exons. Gene Ontology annotation, molecular function: ABC-type transporter activity; ATP binding; ATP hydrolysis activity. The record is from RefSeq and is a predicted model, not a curated record. The coding region runs from base 1 to 4407 and encodes 1468 amino acids. Gene Ontology annotation, biological process: transmembrane transport. Gene Ontology annotation, cellular component: membrane.
AUGUGGGUCCCGCAGCCGGCUUGUUCUUCCGGCCUCGACGACUCUCUCGGUCCGUGGGCCGGAGAAUUGUGCCGGGGCGGAUUCGACUUUACACUUUUCUUCGAGGAAGCCAUACUAGCAAUUCCCCUGCAAUCUCUCCUCCUGCUGUUGCUCCCCACUUGUACCUUACGCCUGGCAAGGUCCGAUGUCAAAGUCGUGCCCAGCACCCUGCGCUGGUUCAAAGCUUCUGCAACCAUUUCCCUGGUUGUUCUGAAUCUCGUUCUUCUGGUCCUCUGGACCACAACACCAUCAACGACUAUCACUCAUACACCCGCAACCAUUCCCACCGCCACUCUAAGUCUAAUUACCUCGAUAGGAUUGGGUUUUCUAUCAUGGCUCGCCCAUCAACGCUCCGUCAGGCCGUCAUUCAUCCUGUCAACCUAUCUGUUUCUGUCAAUUCUGUUUGACACUGCCCGUGCCCGAACUUUGUGGAUGCUGGGAUCCCAUCAGACCAUACCCGCCGUCUUCACUUGUACGCUAGCCGUCAGAGCUGUCAUGAUACUUCUAGAAUCAACAGAGAAGCGCAGGAUCCUAGUCUCGCAACACAAAGGAUACUCCAAGGAGGUCACCAGCGGUACUUUCAAUAGAUCAGUCUUCUUCUGGUUGACGUCACUCUUCAUCAAUGGAUACAGAAACAUCCUUCGAUUAGAUGACCUCUAUCCACUGGACCCGAAGCUAGCCUCAGAGCCGCUCUACAGAAAACUCGCCGACGCGUGGGACCAAGUCCCCGACAAGACGGUACCCGGCGCUUUGUUCAGCACCUGGCUCCGCGCCUUUGCCGGCCCUCUUUCCGCGGCCAUCGUCCCGAAACUCUUCCAGAUCGCCUUCAACUACGCCCAGCCGUUUCUAAUUGACGAGGCCAUUCGCCUUGCCAGCCAGCCUCAGCAGCAGCCCUACAAUAAUCGUGGUUUUGGUUUGAUAGGGGCGUACGUGAUCGUUUAUACCGGUACUGCUGUUUCGGCCGGCCAGUAUGACUGGCGCAAUCAACGUGCGGCCUCCAUGACGAGGGGCAGUACGACUGCACUUGUCUAUCGAAAAGCAUUGAGGCUGGAUUUGACGUCGCCCAACGUCAGUCCCUCGGGAGCUCUAACUUUGGUCGGAACCGAUAGCGAGACCAUCAGCCAGGGCAUCACACAGCUCCACGAGGUCUGGAGUGGGCUUCUCGAGAUUGGGAUCGGGAUAUACCUGAUUUACAGGCAGCUCGGGGCUGCCUGUGCCAUGCCCGUGGCUCUUGUUUUCGUUGUCCUACUUACCACAGCUUUCCUUGCCGUUCCGACUGGCAAAGCAUCCGCGGAAUGGAUCAAAGCCUCGCAAGACCGCGUCUCGACGACCUCCAAGACGCUAGGAAACAUCAAAUGGCUCAAGAUAUCCGGCCUCAAUGAUGUUGCCUUUUCAGUGAUUCAAAAACUUAGAACCAUAGAGCUCGAGGUUUCCAGGAGGUUCAGGGUACUGUUGGGCAUCUCCAUGAUGUUUUUGAUUUGCACGCCGAUUUGGUCUCCAAUUCUUACCUUCAGCACAUUCGUUGCGACAGCCGCUCGAACUGGCGAUACUCUGACGAUCCAAAAGGCGUUCACUGCGUACUCUGUUCUGAUACUCGUGAACCAGCCGUUGGUUGGCAUUGUCAUGGGGCUCCCAAUACUGGCUGCUGCUAUGACAUCUUUCCAGAGAAUCCAAGACUUCUUGAAUGGCAAGGAAAGAGUUGAUGCCAGACUCUCUAGCGAGGGUAGCAAUCCCGCUGCGGCUGGGAGGUCCAUCAUAGAGUCUCCAAAAGCUACCGGUCCAGCCCCUGGCUUCGAGCUAUCCGACAUGCAUCAAAGUGAGUCAACAAACGCCAAUCUAGUCUCCAACAUCAUCGCCUCUGUAAAGGGAACGUUCUCUUGGUCAGACGACGCUAAGCCAGUCAUCGAUAUCGACAACUGGAACGUUCGGCGGCGAGCUUUCACCUUGGUACUAGGCCCCGUGGGCUGCGGCAAGUCGACGCUUCUGAAGUGCAUACUAGGCGAACUAUCGCCUUUCAAGGGCACCGUUUCCACCAGCUUCUCUGGCGUCACGUAUUGUGGCCAAACCGCAUGGAUACCGAACGACAGUGUGCGGAACAUCAUCACCGGCCACGCCGCGUUCGAUCCGGCCUGGUACUACACAAUCAUGAAGGCCUGUGCUUUAGAGCAAGAUGUUUCUAAUUGGCCGAAUGGAGAUAAUGCAGUAGCGGGCACGAAGGGGAUUUCCAUGAGUGGUGGUCAGAAGCAUCGUCUGGCCAUUGCUCGCGCUUUGUACGCAAGGCAAGAACUAUUGUUGCUUGACGAUGUUUUCAGCGGUCUAGACUCUAGCACAGAAGACAUCGUCUUCAACAACCUCUUCGGCACCAGUGGCUUACUGCGUCACACGGAUACGACUGUCAUCUUAGCAUCUUCCGAUUCUCGCCGAGUCCCUUUUGCCGAAGAUGUAAUACUCCUCAACGAUGAAGGCCGAAUUGCAGACAACGAGGCAUCCAUCAAAGUCGACCGACUACGAAACUCCCCAAGCAAACACGCCCGUACAAGCGAUAACGAUAGCGCAGCCUUACUGCCGAUGGCAACAGCAAACGGUAAACCACCAGCUACGGUCCUCGGUCUUCUCGAAGACCAAGCAGACUCCGCCCGCCAGCUUGGCGACUGGAGGAUGUAUAGCUUCUAUGCUAGGGCAGCUGGGUGGUUCAGCCUGUCGACUUUUGCUGGUGCCAUGAUUGUCUUUGCCUUCUGCGACUCGUUUCCCGAUAUCUGGCUCAAGUGGUGGGCGGAGUCCAAUGAACAGAGACCGAAUCAAGAUUUGGGCAAGUGGCUCGGUGUUUACGCGGCUCUUGGAGCUGGAUCCGUAGCUUCGGUGCUCUUCGGAAUGUGGCAACUUUUCAUUGUCAUCAUCAACAAAUCAGGAGUCUACUUCCACGGUGUUCUACUAGACACCACAUCUCGUGCGCCCAUGUCAUUUCACAGUUCAGUGGACAGCGGCAUCACAGUCAACAGGUUCAGUCAAGAUCUUCAACUAAUCGACAUGGAGCUGCCAGCCGCAGCACUCGGCCUGGCCGUAGGCGUCUCAUUCGGCGUAGCCCGCUUCAUAGUCAUGUCCGUCUCCUCGCGCUACAUGGCCGCCAUCCUCCCCUUCCUCAUCCCAACAUUCUACGCCAUCCAGCACUUCUACCUCCGCACUUCGAGACAAAUGCGCCUCCUAGACAUCGAGCACAAAGCACCCUUAUACUCCCAACUAAUCGAAACCCUCGAAGGUCUGGCGACAAUUAGAGCCUUCCGCUGGGAAGACAACUUUGAAAAGGUUAACCUCUGCCGGCUAGACGACUCGCAGCGACCGAAGUACCUCCUCGCAUGUCUCCAGAGCUGGCUGACUUUCUCGGUUGACAUGGUGAUUGCAGUCAUCGCCGUCGUCCUGAUUGUCUUAGUCACAACACUGAGAGAGCAGAUCGGACCCGGGUUCAUUGGUGUUGCGUUGACGAAUGUGUUGGCUUUUAGCGGGUGUGUCAAAGCGAUUAUCACGUCUUGGGUCAUGUUGGAGGUCUCGCUUGGUGCGGUGGCGAGGGUGAGGAACUUUUCUUUGACGACGGCGUCUGAGGACGGCUCGAGGGUGCAGCUUGCGGAGCUGGAGGGAGAGUGGCCUAGUCUAGGAGCCGUUGAGCUCCGUGGAGUGACAACAUCCUAUGCAUCAUCUGGUGCCGUACUCAAAGACGUUGACAUCUCAAUCGAACCAGGUCGAAAGGUUGCAAUCUGCGGUCGGACAGGCAGCGGCAAAAGCUCCUUGAUCCUCUGCCUCCUCCGCAUGAUGGAACUAGACUCGGGCACAAUCACCAUCGACAACAUCGACAUCGCCACGCUGCCCCACGAAUACGUCCGCUCCAAGAUCGUUGCGGUCCCGCAAGAGUCCUACAUCUUUGACGGCACCGUGCGGUUGAAUCUCGACCCAGGCCAGACAGCUUCGGACGGGGAGAUCACAGCGGUCUUGAAGAGGGUGCAGCUCUGGGAUAAAGUCGAGGAGCGCGGCGGUCUUGAUGCCAUCAUUGAUGAAAAAUUCUUUUCGCAGGGUGAGGCGCGGUUGUUGGUGUUUGCUAGGGCUAUGUUGAGGAAGGGGAGGGUGCUUGUUUUGGAUGAGAUUACGAGCAGUCUGGAUGAGAAGUCUAGCAAAACAAUCGAUGAGGUCCUCCGCUCGUGGUUCAGAGACUGGACCGUCAUCGCUAUAGCACAUAAGCUGGAGUCAAUACUGGACUUUGACCGGGUUGCAGUCGUCGAUUCAGGAGUGGUCGUCGAGUAUGGAGAGCCUCGUCAGCUUCUGAGGAGCGAGUCGGCGUUCAAGGCGUUGUAUGAGCGGUCAUUAGGUGUGGCACAGUAG